AUGUGUGAGAUUGUUAAAAAGGUGGCGAACAAGAAAGAGAAAGUCCCCGCUGGAGUCGAUGACGUCGACCAAGACCUGCAAUGGUUGUUUACGCAUCGGCCGAUGUUUGGAGAAGAAGGGUCUUCAAUGUCAAUGCUAUCGGAGAUUAGUAGGGAAAGGGAGAUGUCAGCUAUGGUUUCAGCUUUGACUCACGUCGUAACCGGCAACAUCCCAGAGCUGCCACCCAAUGAAAAAUUUGGUGAUUUCGGUUCGAAUACAAUUGGUGAUGGUGAUACCAAUAUUAGUCCAUCAUCUGGAAUUGGUGGGAAAAAGAGAGAAAGGGAAGAACAGGAGGGUGACGGUGGAGGCAUGGCGGUGGAGGCAAACGCCCCUCCAAAAUUGGUCCAAAUAUAUGAAUACAAGAGCAACGAGAACAGUAUAGAAGAACCGAGGAGGAGAUACAGGGGAGUGCGGCAGAGGCCAUGGGGGAAAUGGGCAGCUGAGAUAAGGGACCCCUUCAAAGCCGCUAGAGUUUGGCUAGGCACAUUCGACACCGCCGAGGCCGCCGCCAGAGCCUACGACGAAGCCGCCCUUCGAUUCCGAGGCAACAAAGCCAAACUCAACUUCCCUGAAAACGCCAAACUCAUAUCACCCUCUCCACCAAUAACAACAACACCAGCUACCCAUUUCUCUGUUCCGUCUCAUCAACUUCAACCCUCUCGAGCUUCCGCCCAGUACAUCCACUAUUCUCAGUAUUUGGUUGGUUCCGGCAAUGAUUUUCCAAGUGGAUCACAACAGCAGUCUAUGAACCCCUACGACCAAAUGGUUUUGUCAACUUCAGUUGGUUAUCGUGAACAAUCUUCUUCUUCUUCUAUACCGACUUCGUAUCCCAUCGUUGUCCCAAUUCAAACGUCGGGUCAGAACCUCAACUUGGGUAGCGGCAGUCAAGCUGUCGGUGUUGGAGAUGUUGCGGUACAUGCUUGGCCAUCAGAUUCUACUCAUCAUAAUAUGUCAACCUCUAAAUAGUGUCUUUCUUACAUAAUCGGCUACUACAUUUUUUUUUAAAUUUUUCUUUAAACUUUUGGCGUUUUGCUCAUUCUAUUCCCAAGUAUUAACAUAUUCUGUUAUUUUUGUGGGACUAUUGAGAUCAUACUCAUAUGUUGAUGAGAAUAUUGUUGAGUAGAAACAGUAAUCAUGAUUAAAAGAACCAAUCACUGUUUAAAGAUUUAAAUUUUAUA
Hibiscus syriacus is the source of this 1217-nucleotide messenger RNA. RefSeq names its product ethylene-responsive transcription factor ERF110. Gene Ontology annotation, molecular function: DNA binding; DNA-binding transcription factor activity. Lineage: Eukaryota; Viridiplantae; Streptophyta; Magnoliopsida; Malvales; Malvaceae. Bases 1 to 1005 code for a protein of 334 amino acids. Gene Ontology annotation, biological process: regulation of DNA-templated transcription; ethylene-activated signaling pathway. The record is from RefSeq and is a predicted model, not a curated record. The transcript has a single exon.